Molecule: messenger RNA, 264 nt
Organism: Acanthisitta chloris (rifleman)
Lineage: Eukaryota; Metazoa; Chordata; Aves; Passeriformes; Acanthisittidae
Product: chymotrypsin inhibitor-like
Exons: 4
Coding region: 1-264 (87 amino acids)
Molecular function (GO): protein binding; serine-type endopeptidase inhibitor activity
Source: RefSeq, a predicted model, not a curated record
AUGCCUGCAAGGGAGCUGCUGGUGGUGGUGGCUGCAAUGGUGACUCUCGUUGCUGCCAGCGGGGCAGAGCUGAAUGAAGGGAAUGGCCUGAGAAGGCCGGUGUGUGAAGACAUGGUUGACCUGCAGGCCUGUCCCCUCCUGUACUUGCCUAUUUGUGGGACCGAUGGGAAUACCUACGCUAAUGAAUGCCAGCUCUGUGUGCAGCAAAUGAAAACCAGGCAAGACAUCCGGAUUUUGAAAGAUGGGGAGUGUCAAGAUGCCUGA